Molecule: messenger RNA, 994 nt
Organism: Anopheles funestus (African malaria mosquito)
Lineage: Eukaryota; Metazoa; Arthropoda; Insecta; Diptera; Culicidae
Product: brachyurin-like
Exons: 2
Coding region: 28-927 (299 amino acids)
Biological process (GO): proteolysis
Molecular function (GO): serine-type endopeptidase activity
Source: RefSeq, a predicted model, not a curated record
GCGUUAUUUGUUACUAAAGUUGUCAGGAUGAAAACCGCCGUGCUUCUUGUUGCGUUGUUCGCCAUCGCUAGCGCUGAAUGGAUCGAUAUCGAUUGGUCCCAGGUGCGCCCGAUCGAGGAAUUCGAUCACUACUGGGCUCGUUUACCAGCUGAGAUGCAGAUCUACCGCAAGCUGAUUCCUACCCACCGUGUCGUCAACGGCCAGGAGGCUACUCCCGGUCAGUUCCCGUACCAGAUUGCUCUGUUGAGCACCUUCCCCACUGGAACUGGUCUGUGCGGCGGUUCCGUGCUCACCAACAACUACAUCCUGACUGCUGCCCAUUGUGUCAUCUCUGGCGCUACGACUCUGGCUACCGGAGGUACUGCCAUCAUGGGUGCCCAUAACCGCAACGUCCAGGAGGCUACUCAGCAGCGCAUUGCUUUCUCGACUGCCGGUAUUAUUGCCCACCCGGGUUACAAUCCAACCAACAUCCGCAACGACAUCGCCGUCGUCCGUCUGAACUCCCCGAUCACCUUCACCGAUCGCAUCCAGCCUGUCCGUCUACCCGGUCGCUCGGAUACUCGUCAGUUCGGUGGAAUGACCGGAACCGUGUCUGGAUUCGGACGUACUACGGAUACUGGUGCCGCCUCGCCUGUUGUGAUGUUCACCAGCAACCCGGUCAUGACCAACGCUGACUGUAUUGCUCGCUGGAACACUGCCCUUAUUCAGCCCCAGAACGUGUGCCUGAGCGGAGACGGUGGUCGUUCAUCGUGCAACGGUGACUCCGGUGGUCCGCUUGCCGUCCAGGAUGGUGGAAGCCUCCAGAUUGGUGUUGUGUCGUUCGGAUCUGCUGCUGGUUGCUCGGUCGGUAUGCCAUCGGUGUACGCUCGUGUGACGUUCUUCCUGGACUUCAUCGAGUCCAACUCCGACUUCACUGCUGCUGCUUAAAACGUUCGAAAUAUAUGCAUGUGUUUCAUUAAAGGCAAACAAUAAUGGUUUUUUAAUGCACUAUAUA